CAACACCAUCAAACCAAAUGGAAGCAGGGAAUAAUAAGCGGCCGACUGCCCAAGUGUUUAAGGAUAAGGGCAAUGAAGCUUUUAAGAAGGCCGACUUCCAGGCGGCUGUCGAGCACUACACGGCUGCUAUUAAAGCGGACCCUUCCGAUCACAUUUUGCCAUGCAAUCGUGCAUUCGCCCGUUUGAAGCUACAGCAGUGGAAGUUGGCCGAAGCAGACUGCACGAAAUCGCUGGAACUCCUUCCUGAACCUAAUUGUAAGGCCCUCUUCAGGCGUGGGACGGCAAGGAGACAGCUCAAUAAAUGGAAUGAUGCACUCGCGGAUUUGAAGGCCGCCCUUGCAUUGGAACCCAAUAACGCUAGUAUCUGCGCUGAGUUAGAAGCCGUCAAGUCUCAUCUCCAGAAAGAUGCAAUAAUUCCAGAAACAUCAUCGCCACCAAACGCAUCAACGCCAAAUUCGACCGUCAGCUCUGAUUCUGAAUCAUCUAGUGCCAAUCAACCGACUCCAGGUCCCUCCUCUAGUACUGCUCUUACGGACAAGCGAUCCUCUGAUUCAUCCAACAGCUUGAUGAAAGAAGUUUCCACUACACGGUUCACUUCCUCGGAUCCCAAAAACUCCACAACCAAAGCUGCAGCUGGGACUAGCUUUAGUGCUCUCAAACAGAUCAGGCAAAAAAAGGAAGAAAAAUCUUCCGGCUUGCUGACUUGCCGCAACCCAAAAACUUCUGCCUCAUCACCCACCGAUCUUUCAAAGUGUGAAGCUAAACCCACGAAGAUACCCAGUUCAUCAUCAACUAAUUCGAUACCACCCGUCAGAAGCUUUGCAGAUUUUGAAAUGAGAUGGGGUAUGUCGAGCCAGCCUGAGCUUCGCUGCUCGGUGCUAGAAGCACUUGAUCAGCGGCAUGUGGCUCGGCUGUUUGGCGAGCAUCUAGAACCCGAAACUCUGGAGCAGAUAAUAGACGCUAUGCAAGUCUUAUUGAAAGCAAACGAAAAAGCAAAAAUCAAGAAGGCUGUUGAACUUCUGCAGGAAAUGGACAAUGUUUCACGGAUGGGAACCUUGACUAUGUUUCUUGGAUCUGAUCAUCAAAAAGUGAUACAAGACCUAUUGAUCAAAUUUCAAGGGUUUGAAGGAAAAAGUGUGAAAUUGAAUAACUGGGGGCUUUGACCUAGGGAUCCAUUUAUAAUUUUUUUUAAUUGCAUAACCAUCAAGGUUAUGAGCUUAUUCAUUCAAACAUCACAAAACGAGUCGGGGAUAUAAAAAGUCAAAUCAAGAUAAAGCGAAGGAAACAAUUGAUAGAUUCUGAACGUCUGGCCUGCAGUUGGUUGCUUUGCCUGACUCGGUUUUCAUUGUUUUUGUACAGAUGUGUUUAUAGUAAAACGGGGGUAAAUAAAAGAAAUCAAAUCAAAUCAUCUGAGGGUGAGGGGAAUUCCUUGGACUAUUGAUCUGGCUGCACAGGUCGAUUGGAGGUCGACCAAUGUGCCACGA
Molecule: messenger RNA, 1484 nt
Organism: Puccinia graminis f. sp. tritici CRL 75-36-700-3
Lineage: Eukaryota; Fungi; Basidiomycota; Pucciniomycetes; Pucciniales; Pucciniaceae
Exons: 8
Coding region: 18-1163 (381 amino acids)
Molecular function (GO): protein binding
Source: RefSeq, a predicted model, not a curated record